This is a messenger RNA of Daphnia magna, 803 nucleotides long. RefSeq lists its product as uncharacterized. The transcript is spliced from 2 exons. Bases 50 to 631 code for a protein of 193 amino acids. NCBI's taxonomy places the organism in Eukaryota, Metazoa, Arthropoda, Branchiopoda, Diplostraca, Daphniidae. The record is from RefSeq and is a predicted model, not a curated record.
GAAGACUCAUCGUCCUCACCCAGCAAACUCCACAUCCAACGUGAACAACAUGAAUUUCUCGACAUCCACAGCCAUCGCUGUCCUGGUUUGUAUGGCAUUGUCUAUUAAUGCCCAGCAAACUUCUAAACCAGGUGUCCCUAGACCGUUACCUUCUCUUCCUCAACGACCUCUUCCUUCACCACUUCGUUCAUUGCCAUUCCGUUCUUCACGUAAUAGCAAUAUCAACAUCAACACCAACGAGAACAAUAACGACAACUUGAUCUUCAGCUCACUUUUUGCUGAACUGCUGAGCAAUCAGAAUAUCCUGGAAUCAGAUCCAUGUGACGAAGACGACUAUCUUUGCUUUUGGAGAAUGAUUGCAGCUGGCCGUCUUGCCAAAUCACCAAAAGCCACUGAAGAAAAGCAGGCAGGUGCUGCUGCUUCUGACGAUGACGCUGAGAGUGUGAAGGUAGAAAAAAGCUCGGAUGAUAUGGAACGCAGUCGCCAUCCAGCUAGGAGGUCUAGCAAUUUUAACUUCAACUCCAACAGCAACGAAAAUUCCAACUAUGAUUUCAUCUCCGUAUUCGCAUCUCUCCAACAGUUUCUUAGAAACCAAAGGAAACUCACCAAGGAAACCCCCGUCGUAGUAUAACUAAUAGCUCAAUAGCUAUUAACUACUUACUUCUCUGGCACCGACAAUAAGAGCAACUACAUUCCUACAAUAGAUUUUUUUUUAUCAAAUUGUCAUAGAUUUCCUAUUUCCAUAAUGUUUGGUAUGGGUAUGAUUCUGUUAUGGUUGUGGAAUCUAGACAAAUAUAUUCAGA